AUGAUAAAGAAACUGAUUGACCAGCCUUUGGUAACGCACGUUAACGUUCGUGACUUUGGUUUUAAGAAGAUGCCAGAGAGUUUGAAGUUCUUGGGGUAUGUUAAUAUAGUUUUUGAUGUUUAUUUACAAGUUUAGACAGAAAGAAGCUGCUGCUAUCGACAAAGAAUUGUUUGAGGACUAUGGCUUUAGUGUGGAUCAGUUGAUGGAGUUGGCUGGAUUGAGUUGUGCUCAAGCUAUUCAUCAUAACUACGGACCCUGUAAGUUUGGUUUGAAUGGCGAUGUUUUUGUUGUUGUUAUGUAUUAAAGACGUUGUUUUUAGGCCCUGUAUUGGUCCUAGCUGGACCAGGAAACAAUGGUGGAGAUGGCUUAGUGUGUGCCAGACAUUUGAGGCUUUUUGUAAGUUAAAUUUUUGUUUUGUUGACAUUUAGGUAAUGAAACCUUUAUAAAUUGAUAAAUUUAGGGAUUUCAACCAACAAUUCUGUAUCCAAAACCUUCAAAAUCUCAGUUGAUGCAAAACUUAGUGAAACAAACAACUUUGAUGGAGAUUCCUUACAUUGAGAAGCUUCCAGAAGACGUCAGUUCUGUCUAUCAUCUUGUUGUAGAUGCCUUCUUUGGAUUUUCGUUCAAACCGCCUCUACGUGAGCCAUUUGGAGAGAUGAUGGAUUCUAUAGUGAAAGCAAACGCUACAGUGUUUUCGAUUGACAUUCCGUCAGGUUGGGACGUUGAGAAUGGACCUCCAGAAGAUGGAACAGUAAAGUUAUUGCCAAAGUCAAUGAUUUCAUUGACUGCGCCAAAGAAAUGUGCCAAACAUUUUAAGGGUACGCAUUAUUUAGGCGGGCGAUUCGUUCCUCAAGCCUUGGCCGAUAAGUAUGAGUUGAAUUUGCCUGAUUAUCCUGGAUCUCAAGGCUUUAUGCUUCUGUCUCACGACAAAGAACAUUGA
Bursaphelenchus okinawaensis is the source of this 940-nucleotide messenger RNA. Lineage: Eukaryota; Metazoa; Nematoda; Chromadorea; Rhabditida; Aphelenchoididae. The record is from the annotation of a GenBank genome assembly.